CAAGGUUAAUUUAGUGAGCAUUCUCAAAUGCUCUGGACUUUAUGUAAGAAAGAGGAAGAGUAUAUCUAUAUGUAUCAGAUAUUGGUGAAACCAUACUGGAAAACAUCGUAUCUCAGAUAUGUCUGAAGAGGUUAUGGAGUUGUCAGCAGAGAAUUCAUCAGUCUCAGGAUUCAAGGAAGAGUCUUCUGAACAUUCGCCAUCUGAGAAGUGGUUAAAAACCAGCAAAGUUACUCCAUUUAUACAACUGGAUAUUCAACCUGAGUUCAUUGAACAAACUAAAUCAGACCAUCUUGGAUAUGGCCACAGCCACCACACUCCUGAAGCUGGUGAAAAACAUCAUGCAAUAACCAAUACAGAAAAGACAUACACUAUCACCAGAAGAAAAGAAAAGCUAUCGAGUAUUCUACUUCCACUGUCUGCAGCUUCAUACUAUACUGGAGUAUCACCGGAAAUGGAAAUUGUUGAAUCAUGUCAAACCAUUGAAAAGCUAAACGCAUAUUUGAAAGCAAAAAAGGAUGAUGUCAAUGCUGGUGUACCAGGCAAAUUCUUGCGUGUAGUAAUGGGUUCAGAUGGUGUUGAUGUAGGAACUGUGGCUUCAAUCAUCACGUAUUCCUUCUACCUAGAUGUAACUUCAGAGAGCGAUCAGUUCUGCACAGUACCAAUCAUUAACAUCAACCGGGCAAAUCUUGCUUCGCAUGUUGAACUCAAGUGGUUGCUUGAUUCAUGUCAUAUUGAUCAGUCAUCAUUAAUUUUUGCAGAUGAGAUUGAUUUGGGUUACUAUGAUCUAUUUGGAAGUCUUAACAUCGUGCUGUUGAAGGGAAGCAAGAUUAACAGUAAGCAAGAGAAAUUGAAGCAUGCUGUGGUUGAAAAUUUUCACUGCAGAAAGGGUGAUACAAUAUAUCCAUGGGUUAAAACUGUCAUCACAGGCGAGGAAUUCUCUUGUUGCACGGCCAUAGCAGACAAAUUUGUAAAUUAUUCGCCUGAAAUUUUGGCUGGCAAAUCAUUCAGUAAAUUUCUGCUAGCUGGCAUUCUUUUGGAUACUGCGAAUCUAAGGGACCCUAGCUGCACCUCCAAAGAUAAGUACACGGCUUCAUUACUGAUCAAUGGUGCUGGUCGUUAUGGAUGCAAUGGCUUUUACCAAUUAUUGAAGUACAAAAUGCAUGACCUUUCCUCCCUCCAAGUAGCAGAUAUAUUGUGGAAGGACUUCAAAAAGUGGACAGGACAAGAGAGUGGAGAUUCAAGGUCAUUGCAAAUUGGCAUGAGUUGCGUAGGACUUUCAAUCGGACAGCUUCUUUCUCGCGCAGAAAAUCUUGCACAAGAAAUAACAAGCUUUCAGUUGUAUGAGAAACUUCGAGCACUUAUUGUGGUCACGGGGUACUUUACUGAUGAAAAGAACUUCAAGAGAGAAGUUUUGAUUUGCACGGAAUCUACGAAGCUGUUAGAGAGUUUGCUCUUUUUCUUCGAUUUUAAUGCUUCCCGGCUGCCACUCAAAGCUUUGCACUUUCCAGGUCUGAAGAAUGAGAUGAAAGCGUACGAGAUCGAUAAGGUUACAUCAAGAAAAAUAGUUGAACAUCUCAUACAAGAGUUCGUUGGGAUACCAAAACCCUAGCUACCAAAUUACUUCUUUAUAACAAAACAAGAUUCUCUACACUGCAUUGCUCUUUCAUUAUCUAAACAGAACAGAAAGGGAAAAUUAACUUAUACUGCAGCGCAGCCACGAUGUUUUUACGUGCAAUGAUUACAUUAAAGAGAGUGAAAAAGCAGCACAGAAAUAACAGAAGAAAUGAAGAAAAAGGCCUUAUUGUUUAAUUGAGCUUGAACUUAU
Molecule: messenger RNA, 1825 nt
Organism: Vigna radiata var. radiata (mung bean)
Lineage: Eukaryota; Viridiplantae; Streptophyta; Magnoliopsida; Fabales; Fabaceae
Product: exopolyphosphatase PRUNE1-like
Exons: 12
Coding region: 119-1609 (496 amino acids)
Cellular component (GO): cytoplasm
Molecular function (GO): exopolyphosphatase activity
Source: RefSeq, a predicted model, not a curated record